This is a messenger RNA of Mauremys reevesii (Reeves's turtle), 2217 nucleotides long. RefSeq names its product C-type lectin domain family 17, member A-like. NCBI's taxonomy places the organism in Eukaryota, Metazoa, Chordata, Testudines, Geoemydidae. The record is from RefSeq and is a predicted model, not a curated record. The transcript has 12 exons. Bases 138 to 1238 code for a protein of 366 amino acids.
UAACGUGGGCAGUGACCCGCGGCGGGGCUGGGGGAGGAAGGAAGUCACAGGCAUGUGAAAAUCACAGAGCUCCUGACAGAGCCAGGCUGUCGCUGGUCCCCACAGGCGUCCUUCGAGUCCGUCCGCGGGGGAUCAGCAUGGCUCACCUGAGCGACUACGGGAACUGGAUGGGUCAUUUGCAGACAAAGGGCAAGAAGCCAGCGGAGCGCAGAGGCACAGCCGCUGAGUCCGACGACGAUGACGACUACGAGAACGUGUCCCUGGAGAACUCUCCCAAGCCCCCGCCCCUGCCGCGCGGGAAGAAGGUGAAGGCGGCCGCGCCAAACCGGAAGGACAAAGGAGCAGCAGGUCCGGCAGCGACACCAGGCAGACCCCCCAAAACCGACCUGGCCAUUUCAGUGAUCUCGGGGGACCCGGUUCUUAGGCCUUCCAACCUCGGGCUGGACCUGUCGUCCGCAGCCGUGGCAGCUGCCUUCCAGCCCCCGGAAGGAGAUCUUCCCCUCCCUAAACCUGCCUCACGGAGAGGCUUCCCUGAAAGGUCUCUGCUGAUCACCUACGUCCUGCUGGGGGUUUGCUUCCUCAUGUGCAGCGUGUUCCUCGUCCUGGCCCUCAUGAAACGCACAGAGCUGCAGCAGGAGUCAGAGGAGCCAAAUUUCCACCUUCCCCAGAGGGCAGCUAAUGUUUCCCAGGACCGAGCAGAUUGGGAGAAGAUCCGAGCAGAGAUUGCAGCACUGCAGAAAACAGUAGAGGCUGUCCAUCUUUCGGUGUCUGGGGAGCUGGCCGCUGUGAAGGAGCUUCACAGUAAAAUGCAAGAGGACAUCACGGCAUUACAGAAAAGAGUGGAUUCUGUCUGCGGCCAUUGCCCGUGGGGCUGGGCCUGGUUCCAGAGAACCUGUUACCACUUUUCAGAGGCUACCAAAACCUGGCAUGAGGCCAAGCAGUUCUGUUCGGAUUACGGGGCACACCUGGUGAUCAUUAACACCAAAGAGGAGCAGGAGUUCUUGGUGAAGAACCGCACAAAGUCCCGGGUAUACUGGCUGGGGCUGAGUGACAAGAAAGUGGAAAAUCAAUGGCUCUGGGUGGAUGGCUCCCCUCUGAAACUCAGCUUCUGGAGCACCGGGGAGCCCAAUGACUCCCAUGACGAGGACUGUGGCACCAUGGCAAUCGACGGGCGCUGGAAUGACAUAAACUGCUACAGGACAGACUACUGGAUCUGCGAAAAGGCCUGGCUCUGCUAGAUCCUGGCUCAGCCGCCAGCCCACGUCCUUCCUGAGCCACGGGCUGACCGGUAGGACCAGGCCCUGCCUCCUCCAGAUUGAUAGUCUCGCCAAGCUGAGUUCUCUUGGUGAUGUGUCCCAUCGCACAACUCUUGCUGGGAGCUAGGGGUUGUUCUGAAUCCCUAGGGGGAUGGUAUUUCUGCAGUGUGUCCUAGUGGGUAGGAUACCAGGCUGGAACACAGCACACAUGGGUUCUCUUCCCUGCUUCAUCCUGGGACCUUGGACAACUCCCUUCCCCAUGCCUCAGUUUCCCCUUGUAAGGGCUCAGGCUGUAUCACUUCUGAAUUUUGGAUGAUUGUAUGACAUUGUACCAUGAAAUGACUGGGUCAUGGAAUGCCUACGUGUGUGUGGAUGCCCCAGGAGGUAGCAGGGUCGGCAUGUCUCUGCCAGGCCAGACGCAAUGGGGACGGACCAGCAUGCAACAUUACGUUAAACACCGUGGGACAAUGCGUUUCCUCUGCCUGGGAGAUGCUGCUUUCUGCUCUUGUCCAAGGUGAGGGAGGCUUGGAAGUAAUGGAAAGUUACCACAAGGCAGGACAAAAGAAGCAGGAGUUUGGAAAGGGACACCCAGUGGGGAGCUUUCUCGGGGACAGAGCCACCUUGCACCAGAUUAAGGGCUGGGCUACACUAGAAAAUCAGACUGACCCACCUAUGUGGGUGAAUAAUCCACCCCCCCGAGCAAUGUAGUUAAGAUGACCUAACACCCAGUGUGGAGGGCUCAGUCGGUGGAAUAAUUCUUCCAUUGAUUUAGCGCUACCCGUCUCGGGGAGGUGGAUUUCCUCUAGUGAUGGGAUAACCCCUCCCGGUGCUGUAUUAUAUGGCUGCCCAGAAACUGGUAAUACUGUUCAACCUUUCUUCCUGUAGUAUAUGAUUACUCAAAAAGAACAGGAGGACUUGUGGCACCUUAGAGACUAACAAAUUUAUUUGAGCAUAAGCUUUC